AUGCACUACCCGAGUGUCAGCUGAGAGGUCGAGUUUACAGAGAAGGCGACGGGAAAAACAACAAUAUUUUCUCCCGCACAGACGCCCGUUUCUGCGGUUUUGUUGGAUAAAUUGGAUCACUUUAUCCAAGAUGCCGGCUCCUAUGCCCGUAGGAGCGCUGACGAUGGCGUCCUUUGCCCUCACCGCUGCUGUAAUAGGCAAUGCAUACUAUCAGAAGAAACAGUUUUAUCCUUCGGUUGUUUAUAUCACAAAAUCCAACCCCAGUAUGGCAGCAAUAUACCUCUUGGCCUUCACAAUGGUUAUACUGCUGGGAAAACUACUGAAGAAAGUGUUCUUUGGUGCCCUCCGUGCAGCUGAGUUUGAGCAUCUUAUUGAGCGAUCCUUUUAUGCUGUCACGGAGACCUGCCUCGCCUUCACUGUUUUUCGUGACGACUUCUCCCCCAAGUUUGUGGCGCUGUUCACGGUGCUGCUGUUUCUAAAGGCGUUCCACUGGCUGGCGGACUACCGGGUCGACUUCAUGGAGCGCUCGCCAGUCAUCACCCUGCUCUUCCACGUUCGGGUCACAUCUUUGCUACUCCUGCUGAGCCUCCUAGACCUGGUGCUAGUAAACCAUGCUUAUCACUCAACCAUAACACGAGGGGCAUCUGUCCAGCUGGUGUUUGGCUUUGAGUAUGCAAUUCUCCUUACCGUGGCACUAAACAUAGGAGUUAAAUAUGUGUGUCACACAGUUGAUUUGCAGUCAGAGAACCCAUGGGAGAAUAAGGCUAUGUAUCUGUUGUAUACAGAACUCUGUAUGGGAUUUGUCAAAGUGGUUUUGUAUGCUGUGUUCAUGAUCAUCAUGAUUAGAAUACAUACAUUCCCACUGUUCAUCAUAAGACCCAUGUACCUGACCAUGAGGUCAUUCAAACGAGCACUGAACGAUGUGAUUCUUUCCCGCCGUGCCAUUCGCAACAUGAAUACGCUGUACCCCGAUGCCACUCCAGAGGAAUUGAGAGCUGUGGAUAAUGUUUGCAUCAUAUGUAGGGAGGAAAUGUUGACUGGAGCCAAGAAGCUUCCCUGUGGCCACAUAUUCCAUGCCUCUUGCCUGCGCUCGUGGUUCCAGCGUCAGCAGACCUGCCCAACUUGCCGCAUGGACAUCCUGCGACAGCCUCCCCCUGCUCAAGGAGGUGCGGCUGGAGCUGCAGCAGCUGCCCGGAAUCCCCAGCAACCCCAAACCCCACCUGCUCAGCCACAGACACCACAGCCACAGCAGCAACAGCAUCAAGCUCAGCAGCAGAUGCCCAAUCCAUUUGCUGGCCUCUUUGCGGGUAUGCCUAUGCCAGUUGGCCCUCCUCCUGUAGGUCUACCUCCCUUCCCAUUUCCUCCUAUGCCUAUGCAGCAAGCUCAGCAACAGCAAGCAGCUGCUGCCUCUGCUUCUGCAUCCACAACAGAGGCAGGAACAACAAGUUCCUCCACCACUACUACAACUUCUGCUAGCACUUCAUCAUCAGCAAGCAGCGCAGGCCAGACUGGAGGAGCCAUCCCCACUGCUCCAUUCAACAUGCUGCCUCCACUCUUUCCUCUCCUGCCCUUCAACAUUCCUCCACCACCUCCACCGCUAAAUUUUGCUGCCAUGACCGAGGAUGAGGUCCGCCAGCUGGAAGGGAACGAAAGACAACAUGUCGAGGCCAGGAUCAAGGUCUUGAGGAACAUUCAGACUCUUCUUGAUGCAGCAGUUGUUCAGAUGAACCAGUAUGCAUCGGUUGUUGCAUCGCUAGACAUGAACAGUCAGUCCAUACCAAGGAAUGUUGCACCACAACAAGCAGGAGCAACAGAGCCUGCAUCAGAACCGGAGCCUAGUUCUUCACAGGCAGCAGAGCCUAUAGUGGCUGCAUCAACAGACAGAGCAAACUCAAGAGAUCCAGAUUCCUCGAAAGGGGCAACUUCAGUAACCUCAAAUGAUGAGGCAGCCAGAAGUGAAGUGACCUCAUCAACCUCUGCAGCUGCUAGUCCGUCUUCCUUGUCCAGCACCACCACAACCCCAGCCUCUGUGGACACUUCAACUCCAGAUGAAAUGUACCCUGACAGUCCACAGGAAAUCCGGAGGCGACGUCUAGAGAGGUUUACUCAGAACACUUAGGGUCUGCAGCACUUUUCUUAGAUAUUUCUUUUUAUUUUCAUCAGUCUGCACACAUAAGACAUGGGAUAAGACUCUGUGCAUUAGGGGGAGAGGAUUGGUGUGCAUGAAUUUUCUUCUUGUUUCUUUUUGUUUUGUAUUUCUGAAUUUUGCUACUGGAUAUCUCAUUCUGAAUAGCCCUCUAGUUUCCUGAUAAUGUU
Molecule: messenger RNA, 2316 nt
Organism: Penaeus monodon (black tiger shrimp)
Lineage: Eukaryota; Metazoa; Arthropoda; Malacostraca; Decapoda; Penaeidae
Gene: sip3
Product: E3 ubiquitin-protein ligase synoviolin B-like
Exons: 12
Coding region: 131-2119 (662 amino acids)
Cellular component (GO): cytoplasm
Source: RefSeq, a predicted model, not a curated record